This is a messenger RNA of Phycodurus eques (leafy seadragon), 2927 nucleotides long. RefSeq names its product anillin, actin binding protein 2 (gene anln2). The record is from RefSeq and is a predicted model, not a curated record. Gene Ontology annotation, cellular component: actomyosin contractile ring. Gene Ontology annotation, biological process: actomyosin contractile ring assembly; septin ring organization; mitotic cytokinesis. Lineage: Eukaryota; Metazoa; Chordata; Actinopteri; Syngnathiformes; Syngnathidae.
GAACAUUUACAGUCAGUCAGGCAUCCUAGAAUCGACUCACAGAUUUUCCAACUGGUCCUCCCUGAGUGGUUGCCCUCAACCUACCAAUCUGUGCUAAGCAAGGAGUCCUGAUCUCUGGUUUGAUCCCAGGAACACCACCAGCUGCACUCGUGCGUUGUAGUCUUCACGGCCUGUUCUUAUUGUAGAGGGGAUUCCAAUGGCUGAGGGGUGCAUGCCAGGUACAGGUGAUGACAGCUCUUCAACGGAUAAGGUGUUGAAAGAUAAUAUUCUCAGUGAGACGGCAUUUAAUCAACGUAUGGAUCGUUUAAAAGAGCCAUUCUGUCAGUCGAGUCCAGACACCUAUUCUAGCCCAGCAAAGCCGCGUGUGCGAGCCCUUUCCAACGUUGUGUCUGGCAUUCAGCAGAAACUGCAAGGUGACGCGACACCGAGCUCUCAGCAGUUUUCUCGCAUUCGUCAGGAGCGGGAACAGGAGUUGAACCAGUUGCCCUUCCAACCAAUUAGUGAAAAUGCCUGGCUAAAGAGGAGCAGCUCUGAUCCUUUAUUAUUUCAGGGAAGGACCCCUGGCCUCUCAUCCCCUUCUUCUGGUGUUCCAAGAGCCAAAAGAGUGGUGCAGUGGCCUCCCAUGCAGCAGUGGCAUGUCGAUGACAACGGACGGAUGAACAAUGGCAGCUACAUUGAAGCUGAUACAUCAGGAGCACGGAAUGGAUCGUUAACAGAUGUUGAGGUAAGCUCUCUUGAUGAGACCAACACUGCUGAAAUAAUUGACCAGAUGUUUGAAGAAGUGCUGGAGUAUGCCGAAAGAAAGGACAAAAAGCAAUGCAAUGAAGAGGACACAGGGGACCAGGAUAGUGGCAUCAGCAAUUGCUGUGGCGAGAAAGAAAGAGUGGAGAGUGAGAAAAGUAGAGAAUAUUUGGAUGACAAAGACAAAGAGUGUGAGAAGUUUGAAAGCAAUGGGGAUGAACUAUUGACUUUCCCUCCUGAUGGUAUCCUCUCUCCACUCAGCAAGUUUGUAGAGGCUGUGGUAACCCCACUGAAACGAAAGAGACAAGCAAGUGACAUGGAUGCUUGUCCUGAAUCUCUGGUCCUGACCCCAAAAGAGACCCCUCGCUUUCCUGUUGAAACUGCUCCACUCUACAGUAUUGAUGCCUACCGCACACAAAGGCAGAGUAAGGUGCUGGCCACUCCGUGUGUCACCCCUGGCAUUCAGAGAGGAGUACCUGAAAACCCCCAGCCUCAAUCAUCUACCAACAUCAAGGAGAAAAUAUUGGGGCUAAAUGAAGAAGCAGCCAAGCUGCAGACUGUCAUCAAACAAACCUUGCAGGCAUUAAGUUGCUGUACUGAUGUAGAGCAUGGACGUGGUUCACUUGAGGAGGCUGAGGCUGAAAAGCUGCUACUUGUGUCCUGUGAGAAGUGCUCAGCAUUGCAAGCAGAGGUGGUCAGGCUAAGGGAGGAGAAGAGUUCAGAUUCUAAAGGCGAGGAGACUGAUAGGCAGCAGCCCUGCAGAGGAACUGUUAGCAUCACAAAUAUACAACUGCCUCUCAAGUUGGAAUACGUUUGUUCCUCGCACAACAGCUCAGGUCGGCCAAGUUACUAUUUCUUCAUCCUGAUCCGUUACGGUCCCUGUAACAUCGUUUCUACGCCACUGGCGACAGCAGCAGAUGCUCAGAAUGGAGACACCAUUUCUUUCUCCACUUCUGUAACCCUGGAGGAUAUUCGCUCAACCUUUGAGAUUGAUGUUGAAGCUUACAGCCUGUCUCAAACUUCAGGGACUAACAGUGGUAUCGACCAUUCCAUCACCAGGUCAAGGGUCUGUGACAUUUUUUAUUAUUAUUAUGCCUGCUUAUAUUUCUUAAAACAUUUCCUACAUGCUCUACAUUUGCAGGUAACUCCAAAAAAGCUUCUGAAUACCCUAACACACCGAACCAGCAACAAUCUCGCAUCCCCUGCUUUUCCAACCCUAGGCACUCGUCGCUCUAGUAACUUUUGUCUGGUGGGGUCCCACAAGAUCACAUUGGCCUCUCUGGGACACAACAAGUUCCUGUUAGAUAAGAUGAAACUCGAAGGCAAAAUUAGGAGGCUCCUUGGAGAUGAAUUUCAGGAAAAGGUGCCGUUUCUUUCUCCUCUAGAGGGCCACAUCUACCUGCAACUGGACAGCGAGAGUCACUCCUGUGUGCAAAACCAAGGUUUUCUGACAAUGUUUGAAGUUAUCAGCGGAUAUGGGGCGUGGCAUCGUCGAUAUUUUAUUCUGGAUGGGUGUACCAUGCUCUACUGGAAUCAUCCCAAUGACAAAGAAUCCAAGGAAGCAGAGGGUGUCAUCUCCCUGUCCAGCUCCCCCAAUCAGUGUGUCAGACCGGUCAACAGGGACUCGUGUGCUCGACCUUACACCUUUGAGCUGGUGAGCAACAUCCUACAGCAAGAUGACAACAAUGGAGCCUUUGCUAAGUGUUGGUUUUCAGCUGACACCAAACAGGAGAAGUUGAACUGGAUAGAGAAACUCAGUCAAGCCCUUUUGGACUUCCAUACAUGGAACCGAUCAUCAGAAAUCCAUACAGAAAUGCAGCAGUCCAACAACUCAAGUGGGAACUUGAGGGAGAGCAUUCUAUAACUACUUUGCUAAAUGAGCACAUGUGAAGAGCUUUGAAUGUGCGUUUGCACCUGACACUACAGUGCACAACUGCAUUUUAGUGGUGAGCUGUAAAUUGUGAUUAAAACAAUAAAUAGUGACGUCUUUGGAGAUUUUUCACAAGCCCAAUUAUUUUUGGGUUCACUUUUAUUUAAGUGACAUGUUUUACAAAGGAUUCAGGGUUGUUUUGGGGGUGGAUGUGCUGUUUUUUUGUGGUGGGGUGAGAGUAAAAAAUAUUAAACCUUUUUAAAUUCCAUGUCAAACUUCUGAAAGCCAUAUAUACAGUGGAUGUAGUCUACACAAA